Molecule: messenger RNA, 1805 nt
Organism: Oryza sativa Japonica Group (Japanese rice)
Lineage: Eukaryota; Viridiplantae; Streptophyta; Magnoliopsida; Poales; Poaceae
Product: phosphoglycerate mutase-like protein AT74H
Molecular function (GO): phosphatase activity
Source: RefSeq, a predicted model, not a curated record
AUUCCCAUUCCCAUUGAGUUAGAUAGGUAGAGUAUAGGAUAAUGCGAGAGAGCUAGCAUAUGCCUACCAUCCAUGAUAUAUCCAUCCAAAAACACAAAUUUGGAUUGGAUUGCCCCCCUCUUAAUUAAUCUACAUGUGGCAUGCAGCAAGCGGUUUUAACCCAGAUUUAAUUACUAGUAGCAUGCUGUUUGUCAACAAUAUAAUCAUUUCUUAAUUUACAUUACCUUUGGUUUCGCAUCAAACACUACAUGGCAAUCCAAAUGAACGAUCAACAUAGCUGCUUCGUCUUUGUAGCCCUGUGAUAAUUAAGGAGGCCAGCGAUCGAUCGAUCGAGCCAAAUUCCUAGCUAGCUUGGUUUUAAUUCAUUCUACCCUAUCCUAUCGAUAAUUAAUACUCCUAUUCGUCUGUCUAUAUAUGGCAGCUGCUGCGACGAGGUGCUCGCCGGCGGCGGCGCCACCGCGCCCCGUCCGAAUUCCAAGAGUGCGCGUCCGCUGCUGCGAGGACACGCUCGGCGUCCCGCGCAGCCGCCGGCCCACCCACGACACCGAGCUCGCGCAGUCGCAGCGCUUCCCGGAGCUCGUCACGCCCUACGGCGCCGCCAGCUACCUUCCCCACCAGCAGCGCUACCCUCCUCCCCCACGCCCGCGCCGCAUCGUCCUCGUCCGCCACGGCGAGAGCGAGGGCAACGUCGACGAGGCCGCCUACACGCGCGUCCCGGACCCGCGCAUCGGCCUCACGCCGCAGGGCUGGCGCGACGCCGAGGACUGCGGCCGCCGCCUCCGCCACCUCCUCAGCACCGGCGGCGGCGACGACUGGAAGGUCUACUUCUACGUGUCCCCCUACCGGCGAACGCUGGAGACGCUGCGCGGACUGGGGCGCGCGUUCGAGGCCCGGCGCAUCGCCGGCGUCCGGGAGGAGCCGCGGCUGCGGGAGCAGGACUUCGGCAACUUCCAGGACAGGGACAAGAUGCGGGUGGAGAAGGAGAUCCGGCGGCGGUACGGCCGCUUCUUCUACCGCUUCCCCAACGGCGAGUCGGCGGCGGACGUGUACGACCGCAUCACCGGCUUCCGCGAGACGCUGCGCGCCGACAUCGACAUCGGGAGGUUCCAGCCGCCCGGGGAGCGCAACCCGGACAUGAACGUCGUGCUCGUCUCCCAUGGCCUCACCCUCCGCGUCUUCCUCAUGCGCUGGUACAAGUGGACGGUGUCGCAGUUCGAGGGCCUCGCCAACCUCUCCAAUGGCGGCGCGCUCGUCAUGCAGACCGGCGCCGGCGGGAGGUACAGCCUGCUGGUGCACCACUCCGUGGACGAGCUCCGGGAGUUCGGCCUCACCGACGACAUGAUCGAGGACCAGAAGUGGCAGAUGACGGCGAGGCCCGGCGAGCUCAACUACAACUUCAUCACCAACGGCCCUUCCUUCUUCACCCACUUCACCCAUCAUCACCACGACAAACACAAAGCCGCCAUUGACGACGGCACUGGAGGAUCAGCAACCGCACCUUCUUGAUCACCCUACCUUUAAUUGUUUGGUUAAUUAAUUACUACUCCUUCCGUUUCACAAUGUAAGUCAUUAUAGCAUUUUCCACAUUUAUAUUGAUUCAUUAACAUCAAUAUGAAUGUGGGAAAUGCUAGAAUGACUUACAUUGUAAAACGAAGUAAGUACUCCUGUACAUACCACUGCUACUUAAUUAGAGUGAUUUUAUGGUUCUCAAGAACGUAACAGGAGAUGCCAUAUUUUUCGGUGUAAACUUUGAUACCUCUCACUAUGCUUUGAUUGACUAUACACAUAUUUCUGUACUCUGCUUA